AUGCAUCAAAGACAUUCUAAACUAUUUGAAUCUGGUGGUGAGACUGUUAAGAGGAACUUACUAGAAUCUUAUUCAAUGUAGAAUCGUAAACCAAAUAGUAAUGAGGAUUAGUAGUUACGUGAGUAAGUAGAGAGAUUAACAAAUGAAUUAAUAAAUUUGAAGAAUAAGGAUUAAGGAAAGGUUUGUAUUGAUAAAUAGAUAUAAUGUGAAGAUAAGAGAUGGGAAUUAUUAAAUGAGAUAAUAAAAUAGAAAGACAAAUCGAUUGAAUAAUAUGAGAAAUAGAUAAUGAGCUUUAAGAAUAUGUUUUUAUAGAGUAAUUAAUAAAAAAAGGAAUUGCUUUAAAAGUUAGAGAAAUAAGAUCCAAUGAGAAAAAGUUAAGUGAUUUAAAUAUCUCAAAAUACUCAAACUGAUUUUAGUAGAGUUUCUUAAUUAUAAUAAACAGAAAUUGAUUUAGGAAUAAUCUUUGGUGUGAAAUAGAUUGAAUCAACAACUAAGAUUAAAUAAUAAGAAUCGAAAUAAAGUUAGACUGAAGCAAAAUUCUAUAAUGAAAUUGCUCUAUUAAAUUAAGAUGAAAUAUAUAGGGAAAUUGAAUAAUAUAAAUUAAUUCUUAGGGAGUAUGAUUUAGAGAAUAGGAGAUUGAAGACAUUACUAUAACCAAAUAAAGAAAAUAUGAAUAUGGAGACAUAAACUAAAAUAAUGAUGGAGGAUAAGAGUAUUCAAAUAGAAGAUGAAUAUAUUGAAUAGAUGGAUAAGGUAGUUUAAGAGUAUUAAAAAUAAAUGGAGAAUUAAAAAGUAUUGCAGAAAUAAUAUAAUUAACAAUAAAUAGAUAUGAAUAUAUUGAGAAAAUAGUAUGAUUAAUUAGUAAAUGAUUAUUACUUUAUAUAAUCUGAAAGUAAAGUGAAUGAUAAGAAAAUAAAUGAGUUAAAUGAAGAAAUAGAGUAAUUGAAAUAUGAAUUAUAGUCAAAGGAUCCAAGUGUAAGUAGUGCUGAGACUGUGACAUCUCCAAAAGAUUCUCAAAGAAGUUUCAAAAAAAAAGUGAAUAAUUAAAAAGUAAAAAAUAGUGUUUAAAAAACUUAUCUUAAUCCCUAGAAUAUUGAUGAAUUAAUUUUAAUAUAAGAGGAGAAUUAGAAAUUAUUAAUUAAGAUUUCAGAAAUAAAGAAAGAAUUAGUUGAGACAUAAAAAAGUUUAAAAGCAAUUUAAGAAGAAUUAGCAAUAAAAGAAUAGAUCUUAUUUAAUUAAAAUUAAGAAUUAUUAUAUAAUUAAUAAGAAUUAAAGGAGAUUAAGAAUAAAAUAGAAUCUGUAAAUUAAUUGGAAUAAAGAUUAUAAGAAUAAGAAUUGAAAUAUACAAAUGAAAUUCACAAAUUAUCUUAGAAAUUAGCAAUCUUGAAUUCUGAUUAUUUGGGAAUGAAAGUUAUUAACCAAACUUUACAUUCUUAAUUAGAUAAAUGUUAGAACAGAUUAAAAUAAUAACAAUCACCAUGA
Paramecium pentaurelia is the source of this 1482-nucleotide messenger RNA. The record is from the annotation of a GenBank genome assembly. Lineage: Eukaryota; Ciliophora; Oligohymenophorea; Peniculida; Parameciidae.